UCACGGAGAUGGGCAAAUUGCGUCUGGGAGAGUCGUGGGUGUGGCUGAUUGCUGCUUGAAAAAGCCGGCUUGUGAACCUGCUUUUAUAAGAAACAGACGGACUGACAGCAGUGCAAGCACCGGUCAACGCGAACAAAGGAAUACAGCCAUAAGAAAAACCUUUUUAUAAGCAACAGAUUCCGAAUAUAGGCUACAUCUAAACGGUAACCAGAUGAAAAUGCUGGAGACUUCCAACAGCCAAUAUGACUCCUUCCUCUUCUGGAGGCAGCCAAUCCCUGAGCUGGAUUUGACUGAGUUGGAGGACCUGGCUAAGGUGGUGCCCAUCCAGAAGAACCAGACCAAGAAGCAGAAGUUGUCCCAGAAGCGUGAGGAACAAGUGGAUCACGAGUUAUCCGAGUACACCAGCUUCAACUACUGGAGAGAGCCUAUUGCCAGUAUUGACACACUCGAUUUCAAUUUGUUCUUGUGAGGUUAUAUACUGCCAGUACCUGUGUUUCACCAUGGUCAGGAUAAGUUUUGUUCUGAAUAAACCAGUUCAGAACAUUUGGAAAUUAUGUUAAAAAUCUUGCAAGUAACCCUUAUGUUUUAAAGAAGGCUUUAAAAAAAAAAAAAAAAAAAGAUUAUCUGAGGUUGAAUUGACUACUGUGAUGACCCUAAUAUUUCACACUGCUAAUGUUCAAAAUGAACUUGUGGUUGAUCACCCUCCUAACACACACACACACACACACACACAAAUCCUUCUACCAAUUCCCUGCCCUAAGAGUGAGUCUAGCAAUGCAUGGGAAUGUACAAUGGGAAGUAACACUAGAUGUAUUCAACGUUAAUUUAUAAUGGUUCUCUAUCAGUGUUCACUCUUCUUGUAACCAUUACAAAUAUAGUUGGGGGGAGGGAUGAGAGGAGGGGCCGGUAUUGAUGAUGCAGAAGUCUGGCAUCUCUUUCACUGAGGCAGAAUAUAUAAAACAAGAAAGGGAAUUGCGACUGUAGAUUGAGUGUCUUAAGUCAUAUCAAAACAGCCUGAAAUUCGCACACAUUAAAAGAUUAUGAUGGAUGGUGCUUGCCUUCAACCAGAUACAAAUAUUGUUGGAUGUUUUGAUGUUUUAUAGCGUGCAAUGGAGAAACGGUUUAUAUCAGUUGCCUUCUGUUCAUUUGAGAUUUCUUUUUCCUGAGUAUUUUAUGCUGCUUUCAGUCUGUUUUGAGCAGGCCUCAGAAAAGUAAGACUAUAAAAGCCUACCAUGAUUGUAUUUUUCUUUAUGUAUUUUUCAUUUUUCUGGUUAUUUCUUUGAAAUGAAGGCUGAGUAAAUUGAGACAAUUUCGCUGUUGGAUUCCAUCCAUAUUUGACUGCAAAUUGUAUUGUUGGUGAAUGUCCGUGGUGAGACGAUGUAAAGGGGUGUGGUAAUGUGGGUCUAUAUUGUUAGGAUGCCUAAUGAAAUGUGACUGCAAAGUUAGCCAAUGUAUCACUACACAUUUAGUUGUGCAUUUUGUCCAAGAUACUCCUCUGACCUUUUUUUGGUUUAACUAUGAAAACAAAACUGAAGGAUCAAGGUAAUAUCGGUCAUAAAAAUGCAUUUUAAAAACAUUCUCCAUGAAUAAACAUCUUAAUUGCA
Alosa sapidissima (American shad) is the source of this 1604-nucleotide messenger RNA. RefSeq names its product MLLT11 transcription factor 7 cofactor (gene mllt11). The record is from RefSeq and is a predicted model, not a curated record. Bases 212 to 469 code for a protein of 85 amino acids. The transcript has 2 exons. Gene Ontology annotation, biological process: apoptotic signaling pathway; positive regulation of mitochondrial depolarization; positive regulation of release of cytochrome c from mitochondria. NCBI's taxonomy places the organism in Eukaryota, Metazoa, Chordata, Actinopteri, Clupeiformes, Clupeidae. Gene Ontology annotation, cellular component: nucleoplasm; cytosol.